AUGUUUUACACGGGAUGCAGCUAUCAAGGGGAGAUGACCCCUGACGGGAAACGUUUCCACGGACAAGGUGUCUACACCUUUGCUAAUGGUGACACCUAUGUUGGUGCGUUUAAGGAUGGCCGCAUGCAUGGUCACGGAACAUUGUUUUUUACUGCGGAGAGAGGCGGUGGCCAAUACCGUGGCGUGUGGGAGGAUGGACGCAACUUGUCAGGGGCAUUAGUUUUUUCAGACGGGUUGGUUUACGGCAGCGGAGACAGUACUUCAACUGUUCAUGCUACUGCUGUCAGCAAUUCGAUAUCUUUGAUCGAUACGCCGAAGCCUGAGGUGAAGUGCGGUGUUGAUGGGGGUGCCACUCUUUCCAUGGAUUCCGGCAGGAAAUGUAAUACCAGUGAAAAAAUAGCAGAGGAAUGGUUGUACUGCCGCGAGGGAGACCGGCGGCUUUGGGCUGAGCACCUUCGCGAGGUGAUGCCAGUACUGCCAAUGCAGUCUGUUUUGGGUGGUGUGCGUGUGCCGCAGUCCUCGCGCUGGGCUGUGGAACCGGUCGUGGCGCCAAGUGUAGCGGCGGAGGCAAAGAUACCUGCAACCUUUGUGCUGGGACAGCCUCGCUCCCUGGCAGAGAUUCCGACACGCUUCUGGGAGGAAGCACAGCAGCGAGAGGCCGUCAUUGCGUCAAUGGAGCUUCCGACGCCACCAUUCAAGGGAGCUCAGGCCGGCGCUGGUCGUGAGGAGACGAUGGUGGACAAUGGCGGCAAACCCGCCAUAAAUCUUUCACUUCGUAUCAUCGCUCCGCUGGAGUCAGAGGCCAUGCGACGCGCCAUUGCAGCCGCUGUUUCUGCUUCCGAGUCUGCGACCAAAGCCUUGCAGAAGCGUAACUCAGCGUCGACACAGCCCCUUACAUCCUCAGAUAAUACCGUCCAGAAUGAAGUUGGACAUUUUAUUGCCCCUAGCGAAACGCAUGCACUAGGUAACAAAACUGUGAGCACCGAGAUGACGCUGGGAAGCCGCCCUAUGCACGUACCUGACGAGUUGAAGGGUAGCUUGGCGCUCACCGAUGAGAGCCAACUAGAGAAUGGGUAUCACACACCCCGAAAAUUGUCUUCGCGCAACUCAACUGUAGCACCUUGUCUAUCUAAAUUACCUUCUUCAGUGUUGUUCGCCUCGCACGGACAAUUGGCCGCUGAAUCCAAGGGUAAGGUGUGUAAAGCACUGGUAGAAACAACCCACAAAGUGGCUUCCGAGGCGACCACGGAAGACGAUGUCCCAUCAAUAAAUGUAGAGGCCAUUAUGGCUGCAUCCUUGGUGCAACAAAAAUCUGAAACAGACGUGAAACGCCAGGAUUACCUACAAGAGCAGGAGUGUGAAGACAAGGAGAACGCCCAUGAGGAGGAGCACCAGCAGCUGGAGGAUGCCCAUGAGGAGGAGCACCCGCAGUUUGAGGAUGCCAAUGAGGAGGAGCACCCGCAGCUGGAGGAUGCCAAUGAGGAGGAGCACCCGCAGCUGGAGGAU
Trypanosoma rangeli is the source of this 1506-nucleotide messenger RNA. RefSeq lists its product as uncharacterized. Lineage: Eukaryota; Euglenozoa; Kinetoplastea; Trypanosomatida; Trypanosomatidae. The record is from RefSeq and is a predicted model, not a curated record. The annotation marks the transcript as partial. The transcript has a single exon.